AUGAACAUUCACCUCGCUUCAGAUGGUGGUGUCGUUCAAGUCCCACAUGCCCUCAGCGACUACGACUCGCUCGAGGGUGUAUACGCGGACAUCUCGGCCGCGACUGGCAUUGUCAGCGGCAACGUCCUCCUCUUCACUGAGGAUGGUCGUGAACUCAAGCAGGAAGUGCUCGAAGAGCUGUGGGAGCGAGGAGGCGGACAGGGGGCAGGGCAGUCGAGUCCCGUCCGCCAAGUAGUCUACUUGUUCAAUCGCGAGACGUUCUUUAGCGAACCUGAACACUGGGCGUCCCAGCUUCGCGAAGAAGUGGUGCUUCCGCCAUCACUUGAUUUGUCCACCCACCUGGAUGUGAAUCGCGCGCAGGAGCCAUUUGAGGCUGCGUACGACCAUUUGCUACACCUCCAGUCCCUCUUCAAGGUGCAAGCACACGCUCUGCAAAUUGCCUACGCCAACCUCUCGUUCCAUCUCCAGCCCAUUCUCGAUGCAUUCCGAGAUUUCACCGGCCGUGCCGACGAGCAGCUCGAGCAACACGAGAAGCUGCUUCGCGGUUACGAGGUGGACAUGGCCAUGCUGCCAAAGGUCGUCGUGCACGAAAGCCUGUUCCGUCGCCGGGACAAGGACGGCGAUGAGGGAAAGCGCAAGACACUCGUUGACUGGAUUCACACGAAGAAGAUGGAACAGGUCCACGACUGGUGCCAGACCGCACAUGUCGACUAUGUGAACCGUUACAACACCGUCGCUGCCGAAAUGGAGGAGCUCGCAUUGCAGUCGGAAGCAGACCGGAACCAGGCCGAGCACCGGAUCAUUGGUGUCGAGGGCGAGUUCGCGGAUGCUCUCGGGCGCAUAGAGCUGGCCAGCCAGCAGGUUGAGGCCCUUACGCAGACAGACCAAGAAACGUUCGAGGAGAACUUGGCCGCCCUAGAUCAGGCGAUGAGGGAAGACCUGGGCACCAUCACCCAGUUCAAGGUGAGCUCUUCGCCCUGCACCGAUCAAGCUGACUCUCAGAACGACUUUACAUUAGAACUACAUGUCCACCUGCGCCGCAUUGCAGAGUUCCAGGUCCGCAUCACCAAGUUCACCAAGCCAAUGACCGAGCUGGACCUCGAUUUGCGCCAGAAGAACGCCUUCCCCCACCUCGAGCGCCUGCACAAUCUCCCAUUCGCCUACGCAGCCAACGUUAUCGAGAUUGUUCAACGCAAAGAGUUCUCCACAUCUCUUGUCGAGUGGGCUGCGCGGAUAUCCAAGGCUGUCAACACGUUUCUUGCCACCGAGGUGAAGCGGCGACAGCGGCACAAGUCAGACAACCAGCUGCCAUGGGAGAUUACAGUGCUCGAGGAGAGCCAGACUCCCCGCGUCGACAUCAAGGUCGGAGGAGGAGACGACGCGCUGCGGGCAUGGGUCGACCAGCUCGAGGAGGAUCCCGACUUCAUGGCCAUUGACCCCAAUGACAACCCUGUGCCUGCUCUCGGCAAGCAAAUCACCCAUCUCCUCAACACCCUAGACUCCUUGACGGGAGAGCUCGACAAGGCCUUGGAGAAUGCAGUGACAACUGCUUCCUCUGAUGCCAACGAGGUCGAACGGCUUCGCAACGGCAACGCCGAAUAUGAGAGGCGCCUUGCCGAGAUGGAGGAGGCACACCAGGCCCAGCUCCGUGAACUGGAGGAGCGCUACGAACAGCGUGUCGACAUUCUCCAAACCCGGCAGGGCGAGCUGCAAGAGGAACUCGUCCGCCUUCGCACCGACCUGAGCGAGGAGAUGAACGUGCGACAACAGGUCUCGAAUGACCUUGAAGAGAAGAUGCGCGAGUGCGACGACCGGGCACGGGAGCAGGACGAGCAAAGCGACUUUAUCAUUGCCCUGCAGGCCGACAUGGGCCAGGAAAAGGACCGUGCCACUGACCUCGGUGUGAGGCUGCAAGAGGCACUGCUGGACGUCGACGGCCUGCGCAGCGCCGAGCAGGCCCUCGUCGUUCAGAUCCGCGAGUCGCAAGAGGAGCGUACACGGAUCCUUACCGAUCUCGGCGAGGCACAGCUCAUGAGCCAAAACUACGAGUCUGAGCUUGCCGGCACCAAGGCGGAGCUUGACGCCACCGCUGUGCAGCUUGUCCAGGCCCAGCUUGAUCGAGACCAAGCGCUGAGGAACCAGUCGGCCGAGGCGGAGCGGCUCAUGCGUGACCGCAUCGCCGAAGCAGAUGGUGACCGCGCGGUCCUCGAACACCAGAACCUGACCCUUACCAAGGAGCUUGAGGACUCGCGCAGCGGAGUGUCGAAAAAGGUCGACGAGUUGAAAAACUCUUACAUCCGCCGCGAGGAUGGGCUCAAGGCUGAGCUGUCGUUUACCAAGGCACAGCUGCGCGAGGUGCAGCGACGCGAGACUGUUCUCUCGGACGAGCUGGCCAUGGCAAAGGACUCGGCUGCAGCUCUGCAAAACAAGGAGUCGCACAACACCGAACUCACCAAGGACGCCGUUGUUCUGGCGGGCAAGUAUCACGACGCCUGUCAGCGUGUCAUGUCUGCCAUUGCCGCCUCGACGACCAUCUCGGGUUCGAUCUCUUUGCCUGCGCGUGCCAAGACACCACCCGUCGCCACAAUGUCGACUGCCAGCGCCGACCUAAAGGACAGCACCGUCCUUGUUCGCAGCCUCGAGACGGCGUCCAGCUUUGACCUCGAGGCGUUUGCCGACGCCGUGCAGCGUACCAUCAACCUCGCGCGCAAGCUGUCCAAGAGCUGCAAGCAGUACCGCGAGCUGUCGAGGAACAAGAUUACCAUAUCGAGCUUUGGCAAGGGCGACCUGGUUCUGUUCCUCCCCACCCGCAACGCUGCUGUCAAGGCGUGGGCGGCGUUCAACAUUUCGGCACCGCACCACUUCCUGUCUGUCACCGACAUGAUCCAGCAGCAGCUGGUAGGCAAGGACUACUACCUCGCGCGCAUCACGAGCACGGACGAAGCGGUCGUCAACGGAGAUUCGCCCUCCACCAACCCGUACGGGCUCGCCGAGGGUCUGCGAUACUACUCUCACCACGUCGAAGAGUGGAUGCCCACAGCCCCUCGUCAGCCUCGGCGCUCGCAGUCUGCGAACGCUAGCGCUACACAGAACAACAAUGCUGAGAGCAACACCAUUUCGCCUAUUUCUAUGCGAGCGCGAGCCCAAAGCAGCUUCCUCCCCCAGUACCCCAAGCCCGACGAUGACAGCUCGGCACCCCCUCCGUCCCCACCUGCCCGCCUGUCCCCUCCCCAUGCCCCGACCCCUACGCGCACGUCUCCAGUCCCCCGCAUGACCAGUGCCUCCCCUAUCCCCGAAGCCAGUGACUCGUCUGAAGCGCGGAAUGGCUCGCUCGCGCCGAACCCAGUGUCUACUCGCUCCCCUCCCCCACAGCCUCUGCGUGCCAUCCACGCCCAGUCGCCACCCCCACCCCCGUCGUCGCCCACUAGUCCCAUGAAUGUCCGCGUCAACCCACCUACAGCAGCGACGCGCUCGCACCGCUCAAGUCUCGCAUCCACUUCGUCGCCGCCUCCCCGUGACGGCGUACCGUUCACCCCCAACUCGUUUGGCCGUCCCAGUUCCGUCGCGUCGUCCACCUCGUCGCACCCUCGCGGCCUCCCCAUCCCGACUGGCACGGGCGGAACAAAGGGCGCCCCAGCCGCACCCGUCGCAACGUCCGUCGAGGGAUCGCCCUCGCACCCGUCGUCGUCCUUUGGCGAGAGCGGCCAGCGUAUCACCCGUCAGGGAUCAGUGGGAAGCCUCAAGGCCAAGGCAGCCAAGACCGAAGGAGGGGACCUGUUCAAGCCGUCGCCCCUGCGCGAGACGGAGAAUGCGAGCGGGAGCGCCAGUGGCUUUCUCUCCGGUCUCAGUCUGACGCGUAAACGCAACUCAGUCUCGUCCACCGUCGCGUCCCCGACCGCCCUCGACAUGUUGAAGCGUAUCGAUGGAGGAAGCGGGAGCGGCUAG
Apiotrichum porosum is the source of this 3945-nucleotide messenger RNA. It is a transcript of the gene ATG11, whose product is annotated as oligomeric, coiled-coil, peripheral membrane protein. Gene Ontology annotation, molecular function: protein kinase binding; molecular adaptor activity. Gene Ontology annotation, cellular component: extrinsic component of membrane; Atg1/ULK1 kinase complex; phagophore assembly site membrane. Lineage: Eukaryota; Fungi; Basidiomycota; Tremellomycetes; Trichosporonales; Trichosporonaceae. Bases 1 to 3945 code for a protein of 1314 amino acids. Gene Ontology annotation, biological process: autophagy of mitochondrion; autophagy of peroxisome; positive regulation of protein phosphorylation. The record is from RefSeq and is a predicted model, not a curated record. The transcript is spliced from 7 exons.